AUCAAGACCGGGCCUGCGGGGUGGGGGUGGGGAUGCACUUGCGCAGUGACUUAAGCGGGGGAAGACAGAGCGCUGCCCAGGAGCUCCGCGGCGAGGAGAGGGCGCUCGGGAAGACAGACAUUGGGUAAAGGAGUAAGCAAGAGUACACCCAGCUGGAAGAGCAGCCAGGACCAAUCACCAUGGCAUCCAUGUCGACUCAUGAAAGCCAGGAGAACGGUCCCCAUUUGCCACCGCUAAACAAGAAGAGCCUGCUGUUUUGUCCGAAAUCAAAACUGCACAUCCAUAAAGGAGAGAUUGCAAAGAUCAUCCGAGAAUGUCAAGAAGAAAGUUUCUGGAAGAGAGCUCUGCCUUUUUCUCUGGUAAGCAUGCUUGUCACCCAGGGACUAGUCCACCAAGGCUAUUUAGCAGCUAAUCCAAGAUUUGGAUCAUUGCCUAAAGUUGCACUUGCUGGUAUCUUGGGAUUUGGCCUGGGAAAGGCAUCCUACAUUGGAGUGUGCCAGAGUAAAUUCCAUUCCUUUGAAAAUCAGCUUCGUGGGGCUGGAUUUGGUCCACACCACAACAGCUCACAGUUCUGGAGGCUCAGGGGCAUGGUGCCAACGCUAGCUUGGUUGUGGUGAGGACCUCAUGGUGGAUGAAGUCAUGGCGGGAGCAAAGGCACUGCCUGCUCACCUGUGAGGAAUGCAAAACAAGACAUGGAUUAAACCAGAAGGGAGACUCACAGCCAUCAGCCUCCUAAACUCGGUGUCUAUGGCUUUUAAAGAUUUUUAAAUCUGAAUUUGGAUGCAUUACAAAUUUCAAGUACACUUUAAAAUAUACUUGUAGUGAAAUAAAAGCAUCAUGAUUCUGUCACUCUACUGAAAUGCUUUCUGCAAAAGGCUGUCUGUAGAACUGCUCUGUUAAGAAUGUGUUAGGAGCCCUCACACAGCAAAAAAACACUGAUGUCGCACUUUUCCUUGCUUAAGCUAAGUAAAAGCAUUUAGUCUUCUCUGA
Oryctolagus cuniculus (rabbit) is the source of this 990-nucleotide messenger RNA. Lineage: Eukaryota; Metazoa; Chordata; Mammalia; Lagomorpha; Leporidae. The record is from RefSeq and is a predicted model, not a curated record.